AUGAUUCUAAAAUCCUUCCCCUCCCCUACUUUCCUUCCAUUAAUGAAACUCGAGAAUACGAUUUUCCUUCGAUACCCCUCACUUUCUAUCCGUAUCCUCCCAUUUUUCUCCUUAAGUGGAACUGAGGAACAAGACGGUAAAGGGGAGGAAGCUUUCAAAAUUUCAGGGGCUCCUCUCCUCCGCUUCAUCUACUUCUCGGAUUCGACUUCCCAUCGAUCUGUUGGCAUCGAUUUAGGGAUUAUUGCUCCAGGUGAAGAGGUUUAUACAUUAAAGAAUCAAAGAAAGGAUGUGCUAUUCAAUCAUGAUAUGGAUUGGGACAAGGAUAACAACAAUAGGUGUAUCUUGAGAACGUGGCGAGUCAUGGCCUAGAAAGUAGCAAGUAACUUAAGCAUUUCCAACAAAAAUAGUUCUCUUACCAAUGUAAUGACAUCAUCUGAAAGGAAUUUUCCUUCUCUUGGAACAAACCAGUGGAUAAUGAUAUAGGAAGGGUACCAUCACCUGGAUUAAGCUCUGCCAUUCAUAGCCAUCUAAUUAAUAGUCAAGCGGUUAUGACUGCACCUCUACCUUGGCUGGGGUGCUUCUGAUUGUUGGUGGUAAUGUUGAAUGCCGGAACUCAAAUGCUUGAAGAGGUUGUUGUUAAGAAAUCCCGACAAUUGAUACUGUAACGCCCGCGUUUCCAGGCUAAGCAUUAUUG
This is a messenger RNA of Lactuca saligna, 694 nucleotides long. The record is from the annotation of a GenBank genome assembly. NCBI's taxonomy places the organism in Eukaryota, Viridiplantae, Streptophyta, Magnoliopsida, Asterales, Asteraceae.